Molecule: messenger RNA, 3918 nt
Organism: Wyeomyia smithii (pitcher-plant mosquito)
Lineage: Eukaryota; Metazoa; Arthropoda; Insecta; Diptera; Culicidae
Gene: Su(dx)
Product: E3 ubiquitin-protein ligase Su(dx)
Exons: 7
Coding region: 509-3445 (978 amino acids)
Biological process (GO): ubiquitin-dependent protein catabolic process
Molecular function (GO): protein binding; ubiquitin protein ligase activity
Source: RefSeq, a predicted model, not a curated record
UGAUAAUAAUGAUACUUUUUGCAAGAGGCCAUUAUUUUUAGGAACGAAUCAAAAAUUAUAUUUUUUAAUUCGACGAGAGGUGAUAGCUGUGCAAUUUGGUUGAAAAACGCUAUCCAAGUCGAGUGGCAUUGCGUUGAGUAUCGUGCAGAACCGAAUUUUACCCGUUUUAGACAUGGAAGGUGAACGGAAAACAGAUUAUCUGUGAAGUGUGAUAUGAACAGCGAGAGAAUUCGUCAUCAACAGUGCAGUGCAGUUAAAAAAUCGAGAAGCGGACCAAAACGAAAAGCAGCCGAUGCGAGUCCCUAGGCUUGUUUUUUUUUUUUCACCAACAGUAAAAAUAAUCUAACGGAGGUGUUUCGUUAACGUUGGAAGCUAGCAACGAAAAAGUGGGGUAUUAAUCGGUCAAUCAGCCACAAACAACACGUGAACGUUUUGAACGUUUGAAGCAAUAAGUGCAAGAAAAUAAAUUUAAACGUUAUACAUAACCAGAAAAUAAAUACAAUCACAGAUGGAAGAAGGAAUUCAUCAACUUAGCAUCACUAUUGAGCACGCAUCUUUACGCAGCAACGGCUUCUUGAAACCAAACCCGUAUGUAGAGAUUGCAAUCGAUAAUAAAAGUACCCGCAAGACCGACUUCCUUAAAAACACCAAUGCGCCCAAAUGGAACGAACGCUUCACCGUAAUCGUUUCGCCCAGUUCGGUGCUGCACUUCCGCGUGUUGGACCAUUCCAGCUUCCGGAAGGAUUCACUGCUAGGGCAGCAGACUGUCUAUCUGGCGCACAUUCUCGAGCACUACAAUGGAGUGCUGGAAAACCUGGAGCUCAGCAUGGACCUGCUGACGGACGCGUCCACAUCAUCAAAGACAAACGAGCCACGGCAACCGACCAAAACCGGUGAACUGGUGGCCGUACUGAAUGGACUAAACAUCGAUAUGCGCGUUGUAGCACUGAGGGCUGGAAGCAGCGGCAUGAGCGUGGCUAACAAUCACUCCAAUGACGUCACCGGCGCCACAGCGUAUGUCAACGGGAAUGGGAUUGCCGCCACCAUGGACAGCAGUCGUAGCAGUAUCCUGAACGGAGGCAUUCGAGCGCGUAUGCGAUUACGUGGAACACCGUCGACCCAAUCGCAGAGUUCACAAUUACAACCAACGCCUAGUCCUGGCAGCAUCAGCAACCAGCAGGCUCAUCAUUCCCCCUCGUCGGCAGGGAUUCACCUCAGCAGUGGAUCUACCGGUGCCGCGGCAGCAACGGCAGUUGGUCCAAUGGGGAAUGGAGCAGCUUUGCCAUUAGGUGGUCCCGGUCCAUCCCCAAUGGGGCCAGCCGCGUCGACGGGAGCGAUUCGUCGUAGCAGUGGCAUGAAUUGGGAUCAACAGCAACAGCAACAGCAGCAGCAGCAGGUAAUACAUUCAAUGCCUCCGGCUGGGCAUCAGCGUUUGGGUCCUGUCUAUUCAAACUCUUCGCAAGACUCCCUCCUAAAUGGUAUGUCAAACAGCACCGCUUACAACAGUCAAGUUCAACCGAAUUUGACAGCCGGUACUAUGGUUCCGAUGAACGGUGGCACAAUAGCGCCUCAAGUGAACAACGCAACAGCUACCGCAACAACAGGUGCAAUGGUUCCCAUUGGAGGCAGUCUCACCGAUCAGCAGAUGAUGUUGCAGGCAGCCGCACAACAAAACCAGGUUGAUGACGAACCUUUACCGGCUGGAUGGGAAAUGCGGGUGGACAAAUAUGGCCGCCGUUACUACGUCGACCAUAACACACGGUCCACAUACUGGGAGAAACCGCAGCCACUUCCCGCAGGUUGGGAAAUGCGCCGAGAUGCUCGUGGUCGCGUUUAUUACGUUGAUCACAAUACACGAACAACGACCUGGCAGCGCCCGAACAGCGAGCGCCUAAUGCAUUUCCAGCACUGGCAGGGACAGAGACAGCAUAUCAUAUCGCAAGGGAACCAACGGUUCCUCUACCCGCAGCACGCUCAACAAUCCAAUACCACUUCCGUGCCCCAUGAGGAAGACGACGGCCUUGGUCCUCUACCGGACGGAUGGGAAAAACGAGUUCAACCCGACAACAGAGUUUACUUUGUCAAUCACAAGAAUCGCACCACACAGUGGGAAGACCCCCGAACGCAAGGUCAAGAAGUAAACAUGCUAACGGAAGGUCCACUUCCACCGGGAUGGGAGAUUCGUUACACAGCAACAGGGGAACGCUUCUUCGUAGACCACAACAACCGGAAAACUACUUUCGAAGAUCCUCGACCUGGGGCUCCCAAGGGGGGAAAAGGCGUUUACGGAGUACCCCGCGCAUACGAACGUUCAUUCCGAUGGAAGCUCAGUCAAUUUCGCUAUCUGUGUCAAAGCAAUGCUCUGGCUUCCCACAUAAAGAUAACGCUAACGCGACAAACCUUGUUCGAGGAUUCUUACCACCAGAUUAUGCGUCUACCGGCAUACGAGUUGCGGCGACGAUUGUAUAUCAUAUUUCGGGGUGAAGAAGGCCUCGACUAUGGCGGGGUUUCCCGUGAAUGGUUCUUCUUGCUGUCACAUGAAGUUCUGAAUCCAAUGUAUUGUCUGUUCGAAUACGCCAACAAGAACAAUUACAGCCUUCAGAUUAAUCCCGCCAGCUAUGUCAACCCAGAUCAUUUGCAGUAUUUCAAAUUUAUCGGAAGAUUCAUCGCAAUGGCACUGUAUCACGGGCGGUUUAUCUAUUCCGGUUUCACGAUGCCGUUCUACAAACGAAUGCUGAACAAAAAGCUCACUACCAAAGAUAUCGAAUCGAUCGAUCCCGAGUUUUACAACUCGCUCAUCUGGGUUCGGGACAACAACAUUGACGAGUGCGGACUGGAGCUGUGGUUUAGUGUAGACUUUGAAGUGCUGGGCCAGAUAAUUCAUCACGAGCUGAAGGAGGAAGGGGACAAGGAACGUGUCACGGAGGAAAACAAGGAGGAAUAUAUUUCGCUGAUGACGGAGUGGCGAAUGACUAGGGGUAUCGAAGAGCAGACCAAAACCUUCCUGGAGGGUUUCAAUGAAGUGGUGCCUUUAGAGUGGCUAAAAUACUUCGACGAGCGAGAGCUAGAACUAAUGUUGUGCGGCAUGCAGGAAAUCGACGUUGACGAUUGGCAGCGAAACUCGAUCUACCGCCACUAUAACCGUAAUAGCAAGCAGGUUGUGUGGUUCUGGCAGUUCGUACGAGAAACUGACAAUGAGAAGCGUGCCAGGUUGUUGCAAUUCGUAACGGGUACCUGCCGGGUACCUGUCGGUGGCUUUGCCGAGCUGAUGGGUUCCAACGGUCCGCAGCGAUUUUGCAUUGAAAAAGUUGGCAAAGACACCUGGUUGCCACGGUCGCAUACCUGCUUCAAUCGGCUGGAUUUGCCUCCGUACAAAAGCUACGAUCAGUUGGUUGAGAAGCUAAAUUACGCAAUCGAGGAGACUGAAGGAUUUGGUCAAGAGUAAGCCUGGUGAAGUUCGGAAAUAUCAAUAAAAAACGACUUGCAUGUGAUUCAUCCGAUAGCGAUAUCGAUAAUAUUCGUGUUUUUAUAAGACAUUUUCGUGGUUAUUUGGCAAUUUGAAUUGACUGGCAAAAUGGUUCAUAUCUGACGUUAGAAUGAAUGACUGUUCUGUUCUUGUUUUUUUUUUGUAAAUUGUAAUUAUACACCUGUUUCGUGUAUAAUGCGAAGAAAGUUCGUGGAAACGUAUGAUUUAUACUGCAAUCCGCUACCCAUUAAGUUAGAUGUAAAAAUGUACAUAAUACUUUAACUAAAGAAGAUCUUUAGUUCCCUUGUUCCAAAAAUCGUGAUAUAUCAGAGUAGAGAUAAAUCGUUACUGUAUUGUGUAAACACAUGUAAAUAAACCGUGUCAGGCCUAGCAAAAAAAUGGGAUAAAUAUUAGUAACAAUAAAGUCACAUCAAUAAACUAUACACUUCAAA